This is a messenger RNA of Asterias rubens (European starfish), 1449 nucleotides long. RefSeq lists its product as uncharacterized. The transcript is spliced from 6 exons. Lineage: Eukaryota; Metazoa; Echinodermata; Asteroidea; Forcipulatida; Asteriidae. The record is from RefSeq and is a predicted model, not a curated record. The coding region runs from base 136 to 798 and encodes 220 amino acids.
CACUCCAGAAUUGUCAAAGUUCGGAUACUUUUUAAUGUUUGAAGUCUGGCCGGCUCUGUACGUAAACUACUUCGAAAUAAGUUCAAGCUCGACUGCUGAUCUAUGUUUAUUAAGUGAAGUUAGUUCUUAUUCGAUAUGUCACGAUCAUCAGUUAAGGCAAGUUCAAAUUCGAAAGCUGCAGAAGGCAAAGUGGAUGCACAUUUUCUUAAGAAUAGAGUUGAAGAGUUAGAGGCCGAAGUUUUAGCCCUGAAGAAAAGGCUUGAUGGUUUAAGAAAGGCCAAGAACACAACAGUCCUCAAGAAACAGAAGGAGUAUGUCUCAUCAUCUGAAGCAAGAUCGACCCUUGACCCUAAGAUCUCUGACCUCCAGAGGAAGAUGGAUGACCUCAGCUUGCAGCAUAAGAAAGAAAUGGAGGCUUUAAAAACAAAACAUGAAGAAUCACUGCAGAAACGCUCAAAGACAUCAACACCGCCCCCUUGUGACCACGAGAAAGAAAUCAAGGAGCUCAAGACGAGAAACAAGACUUUGAAUGAAGAGAAUGAGGAACUGAAACUCUUCAACAACGAACUGAAGAUGGAGAAUACAGAGAUGAGAGAGAAAUUUGAGCAGUUGUUUACGGAACUGAGUAUCAAAGAGGCACAAUGGUGUGAGAAAGAAGAACAACUUAAUCUUAAGAUGAAGCUUCAAUGGGGAGAGAAGUAUCGAGAAUGGAUGGAGGUCACUGAGAAGAAGAUAGCUGACCUCCAAGCAGCUAACGAUUUAUUACGCAGUUAUAUGAAACCGUCUGAUACAACAUAACGACUUCUUCAGUAGACUUUAAGAGGAUCCAACAACCUGCAAUCAUGGAGAGACCAUUUCAAAGAGUUUACUGAGCAAACCUGACUGCUCACGAAAAGAUAAAUAGGAAAUAGGAGUAAAUUUUAGUUUUAGAUGUCGGAGGAAAACCGAUGUUUGGGAAACCCACGCAAUCAGGUAGGGACUGGAAACCCCAAAUCCACAUGCAAGGCAUUGGCUGAAGAUGAGAUUCGGAACCAGGGUCCGCAGAGAUGAUAGGCAGUGGGAAAACUCGCACUGUGUCACCCUGAUUCGCUAUACAUUCCAUAUAUAUGCUGAACAUUUUAUUUUUCACUACAGAUCGAGGAACCAUAUAAAAACAUCAGGUAUUCAAAGGAAAAUACCUCACACAGCAAGUAUUUAUACCAAAACAAUAGUUUAUUGGUACCAUGAAAAUGUUAUGAUACAGAUUUUAAAUUAUUUAAACUAGUCGAGUGUUUGUAUUUUAUAACAAGGAACUGUACAUGAACACCCUUUGUAUUAAACUCUAAAUUAGAAGAAUUUAAAAUCUACACAAAGUACUUGAAUCUAUUUACUGGCUUCUUAAAGAUCGGUCGAGUUGGUCAAUAAAAAGCGUUUGUAACCAUUUGUUAUAAAAUGUAUAUGGUUAGAAAG